Molecule: messenger RNA, 822 nt
Organism: Clonostachys byssicola
Lineage: Eukaryota; Fungi; Ascomycota; Sordariomycetes; Hypocreales; Bionectriaceae
Source: the annotation of a GenBank genome assembly
AUGGAUGUCCCUGGAUUUUCCUUCAUCACCGGCGGAGGGAGCGGAAUCGGCAAGGCGAGCGCUGAGGCCUUUGCAAGGGACGGUUCCAGCGGCGUGGUUGUCACCGAUAUCAACCUCGAAAAGGCUCAGGCGACAGUUGAGGAGAUUAGAGCCGUCGCCACUCAUCCCAAUUUCAAGGCCGAGGCAAUCCAGCUCGAUGUCACGUCUGAGGAAGCCGUCAAGGCAGCCAUCGCACAUACCUCGAAGCUCUUUGGUCGCAUAGAUUAUGUUGUCAAUUCAGCUGGUGUGGCGGCUGAUACCUUUGGUCCGAUAUCAGAGACAAACUUCGCCGAUUUCAAAAAGGUUCAGGAAGUCAACGUCAACGGUGCCUUUCUGGUAACGAGCGCUGCCUCUGCCGCGAUGAAGGCGCAGGAGGCCAAACCAGCCAGUGCAACGAAGCCUGGGCGAGGCACCACCCGAGGAUCCAUCGUUCUGCUGGCUUCAGUUACAGCUGUCAUCUCUGUGCCCGGGAUGGUGCAGUACACGACAUCAAAGCAUGCCAUCCUGGGAAUUACAAAGACCGCCGCCAUUGACCUGGUAUCCGAUGGGAUCCGCGUCAACUGUCUGUGCCCAGCGUGGACCAAGACGCCGAUGAUCCAAGUAGCUCUGGAUGUUGUUCCGGGAUUGGAGGAGAGUAUGCUGUCGGGUGUCCCGAUGAACCGGCUCGCAACUCCGGAGGAGGUCGCCGACUCAGUUCUCUACUUGAGCGGUUCGCGGUCGAGCUUCACAACAGGAACCAGUGUCAUUAUGGACGGAGGCAUGAGCUUGGGCCGCAAAGCGUAA